ACAAAACCGAAAACUACAAUGUUUCGCGUCUUCGGGAAGAAUAAACCUGUGAAAAUUAGGAGUUAUAAUGAUAACAGAAAGUACGGAGUUGCAGCAAAAGAUGUGAAGGAGUUGCUUAAAAAAGGCUGCAAGUUAUUACAGUUGCCACUUUCUGGUGCACAUAUUUGUUUGUGUGCGGAUGGGACAAAAGUGACAGAGGAAUUCUUCCCGACUCUGCCGGACAACACUGAACUUGUUCUUCUCUGUAGAGAUCAGACAUGGAGUGGGGUUGUGUGUGACAUCGGGCAGUUACUGAGCACAGACCGGCACGCUGAUAGCCUCAUUGAAGCGGCGAAAGGGCUCUUGUCUGAUGAGCAGUCUCCUAAGAGGCGAAAAAUCCUGACUGACCUGCUGCUGAACCUGGAGGACAGAUCUGAGCUGGAGAGCAGAAAGGAGGAUGAAGACUGGUUCAAAGGUGUUGAUGCUCGAUUCAAGACAAAGUCUGCCUACAUGAAGUUCAACUGUGAAAGCAGGAUACGUGGCUACAUGAAGGAGGUGGAUGAUGCCACCAAAGCCAUACAGAAGACUAAAGUCAGGGCAGAGUAUCUGAAAACAUCAAAGUGCCUGGGGGAAAUGCUGAAGACGGCAAGGUACAACGGCUGUUACUUUGACAGGACUGAAAAGGAGCCGGAUCGCCUCUGUACUCAGGAAGGAUGGUUUACCUGCCAGGGAUCAUUUGACCAGGAAGUGUGCCAGUCUCUCCACUCCAUCAAUCCCUACGGCAGCCGGGAGAGCAGGAUCAUCUUCAGUACAUGGAAUCUGGACCACAGGAUUGAAAAGAAGAGGACGGUCAUUCCCGCUCUGGUGGAAGCUCUACAGAAGCACAAGAGCACCGACGUCGACGUGAACUACUUCUACCGCCUGCUGUUCACCAGGGAAAACCUGAAGCUGGUUCACAUCGUGUGCCACAAGAAAGGAGCUCACAACCUGCUGUGUGACACCAAGAAGAUUUUUAGACAAGCCAGUGACACAGACAAGGGAAAACUGACAGCCAAAGGGAAGAAGAGGCGCUUGGUGUGAAUAUUUUUAACUUACUUUUAUGGAAACAUUUUUUGUAUUAAUUUGUAUGAACUGUGACACCUUAUGUGCUGCACUGAAAUUAUGUGAAUAUGUAUCUCAGGUCCACUGUAGCAUCAGAUCGAUGACAAAGUGACCUUUUACCUCACUUGAUUUUUGACCAUUAUUUAAUUCUGCUUCCUGAAUCUGCAGGACUUUAAUACAGACACAAGUGAUUAAAAACACUUUCAGAAAUCAUGAAAA
Messenger RNA from Micropterus salmoides (largemouth bass), 1299 nucleotides. RefSeq names its product DNA fragmentation factor, beta polypeptide (caspase-activated DNase) (gene dffb). The record is from RefSeq and is a predicted model, not a curated record. The transcript is spliced from 7 exons. The coding region runs from base 19 to 1059 and encodes 346 amino acids. Gene Ontology annotation, molecular function: DNA endonuclease activity. Gene Ontology annotation, cellular component: cytoplasm; nucleus. NCBI's taxonomy places the organism in Eukaryota, Metazoa, Chordata, Actinopteri, Centrarchiformes, Centrarchidae. Gene Ontology annotation, biological process: apoptotic DNA fragmentation; apoptotic process.